UGUGAGUGGAGGGGCAAGUUAAUCAAGAUCGAGAGCGAAAAAAAACCCCCAAAUUCAAGACAAAAAGAAAGGAAAUCGCUGUCAAUCCUCAAGCGUGUUUUCUCGCAUCCUACGCGCUCGACAUUCCUGUCUCCGAUCGAGGAUUCCACGCACUGUUACAUACUCGCCGCUUGUCCUACCUCUUAGUGCCUGGACUGAUCCAUCCAGAGACCUCUUAAUUUCCACUCGAGCGUUAUCUCCACUGGACAGCCAGCAAUUGUCGCUACGAGACUCCACCUACAUUUCCCGCAAUUUAGGACGACUGCAUUGUCAUUGUCCUCUACUCCAACUGCCCAAGACGGACGUCCACAUCCUUUUACCGAUCCCUCUUCGCCAUUCACUGCUUAAGUGCAGUCCUCCAUAUUCUCGAUAGUGCUCCUGUUGCUCUACUAACCCUCGUCGGGCAAGAUUAUCCGUGAUGUCACAAAAAGGUCCCUCAGUAUUUUCCAGCUUGCGCAUGGGUGAAGUCGUCCGUGAAAAGGUCCAGGAUGGACUCACAGGAGAAACCAAGGAAAUGCAAUAUACCCAAUGCAAGAUAGUGGGAAAUGGCUCCUUUGGUGUUGUGUUCCAGACCAAAAUGUCCCCUAGCGGUGAAGAUGCUGCCAUUAAGCGGGUUCUUCAAGACAAGCGUUUCAAGAAUCGUGAGUUGCAAAUCAUGAGGAUUGUGCGCCACCCAAACAUUGUCGAACUAAAAGCAUUCUACUAUUCCAAUGGAGAGAGGAAAGAUGAAGUCUAUCUUAACUUGGUGCUUGAAUACGUGCCAGAAACGGUGUACCGUGCUUCCCGAUACUUCAACAAGCUGAAAACGACUAUGCCCAUGCUCGAAGUCAAGCUAUACAUUUAUCAACUCUUCCGCUCUCUUGCCUACAUCCAUUCUCGAGGAAUCUGCCAUCGAGAUAUCAAACCCCAGAACUUGCUUCUUGAUCCCAACACUGGCAUUCUCAAGCUCUGCGAUUUUGGUUCAGCCAAGAUCUUAGUGGAAAACGAACCAAACGUUUCCUACAUCUGUUCACGCUACUACCGAGCUCCCGAACUGAUUUUUGGCGCUACCAACUACACAACAAAAAUCGAUGUGUGGUCUACUGGUUGUGUGAUGGCUGAGUUGAUGCUUGGGCAACCUUUGUUCCCUGGUGAAUCUGGAAUUGACCAGUUAGUGGAGAUCAUCAAGGUGCUGGGUACACCCACUAGGGAACAGAUCCGUACGAUGAAUCCAAACUACAUGGAACACAAAUUUCCCCAAAUCAAACCUCAUCCAUUUAACAAGGUUUUCCGACGGGCCCCGCACGAAGCCAUUGACCUUAUUUCCGCCCUGUUAGAGUACACUCCAACCCAGCGACUUCGCGCUGUCGAGGCGAUGUGCCAUCCCUUCUUCGAUGAACUGCGCGAUCCCAACACUCGCCUGCCAGACUCUCGCCACCCAAACAACCCGUCUCGUGACCUUCCUAGUCUUUUCGACUUUUCACGUCAUGAACUCUCAAUGGCCCCCGAGUUGAACAGCCGACUGGUUCCUGCUCAUGCCCGGGCUGCGUUGGAAGCUCAGGGUCUGGAUAUUGACAAUUUCAAGCCAAUUCCUCAAGAAGAGAUGCGAGCCAAUCUCGAUUGAUUUUACCUUGCUUUUUCAUGCGGAACGAAUGAACCUCCAAUUAGGAUGCUGAGUAAUGCCAAAAAAAAUCUUUCAUAGGAACUGCGAGCUUGCUUGUUUGACGCCACAGACACGCCUGCCCAUUAUGUAUGCAUUGAGCGGUCUUGCAUAGUGAAAGAAAAAGUUUCGAACAUGUUACAAUUUUGCAAGUCGGGCAAUGCCAGGGAAACUGUGUCUCUGUGGUAUUAAAAGUUGAGGGUCCGCAAUGCCAUGUCAGGCGGGAAACGGUUGA
Molecule: messenger RNA, 1913 nt
Organism: Talaromyces proteolyticus
Lineage: Eukaryota; Fungi; Ascomycota; Eurotiomycetes; Eurotiales; Trichocomaceae
Product: putative glycogen synthase kinase
Exons: 7
Coding region: 458-1642 (394 amino acids)
Biological process (GO): signal transduction; protein phosphorylation
Cellular component (GO): cytoplasm
Molecular function (GO): protein serine/threonine kinase activity; protein serine/threonine/tyrosine kinase activity; ATP binding
Source: RefSeq, a predicted model, not a curated record